This is a messenger RNA of Miscanthus lutarioriparius, 2148 nucleotides long. The record is from the annotation of a GenBank genome assembly. NCBI's taxonomy places the organism in Eukaryota, Viridiplantae, Streptophyta, Magnoliopsida, Poales, Poaceae.
AUGGGUUUCUCCAGCCUUGCUCUCGGCAUGCUGCUGCUGCUCUCCUUGUCCUCUGUCUCCUCUCAUGCCACUCCAUGCCCUGAGCAGGACAAGAGAUCCAGCCUCCGCUUCAUUUCAGAGCUCUCAGUGAAUGGCGGCCUUGCUAUGCCGUCAUGGCAGAACGACACGGCAGACUGCUGCUUGUGGGAAGGCAUCACCUGCAACGGAGAGGGGGUGGUCACAGAGGUCUCCCUGCCCAGCAGGGGACUCCAAGGGCGCAUCUCGCCGGCCCUUGGCGAACUCACUGGGUUGCUGCACAUCAACCUUUCAUGGAACACUCUGUCUGGUGGACUUCCACUAGAGCAGCUCAUGUCCUCCACCAGUAGCAUAGUCGUCAUCGAUGUCAGUUUCAAUCACCUCGAGGGAGAGCUAGGUGAGCUGUCAUCUUCAGUUUCAGUCACCCAUGGCCGGCCACUGCAGGUGCUGAACAUCUCGAGCAACCAGUUUACUGGAGAGUUUCCAUCAAGAACAUGGAAGCUGUUGAAGAAUCUGGUCACGCUCAAUGUGAGCAACAGCAGCUUUAGCGGGCAGGUACCAUCUUCUUUCUGCCUUGCCUCGGCAUCCAUCACCGUUCUUGAGCUUCAGUACAAUCAGUUCAGUGGAAAGAUUCCCCUCAUGCUCGGCAACUGCUCUAAUCUGAAAGUGCUUAAGGCUGGUCACAAUAACCUAGGUGGGACUGUCCCUGAUGAACUGUUCAAUGCUACCUCGUUAGAGCACCUGUCAUUUCGUAAUGCUGGUUUGCAAGGAACACUUGAUGGUUCACCUAUUGGCAAACUCAGUGAUCUGGUUACUCUAGAUCUUGGAGAGAACAAUUUCAUAGGCAAGAUUCCAGACUCGAUAGGUCUGCUCAAGAUGUUGGAAGAGCUCCAUUUGCACUACAACAUGAUGUCUGGGGAGCUACCAUCAACUCUGUGCAACUGUACAAAUCUCGUAACGAUUAUCCUCGAGAACAACUAUUUCAGUGGAGAACUUACCAAGGUCAACUUCUCCACCCUGAUCAAUCUAGAAAUGCUAGAUCUUCUGUAUAACAACUUCAGUGGCACAAUUCCAGGAAGCAUCUACUCUUGCAGCAAUAUGGUUGCACUGCGACUGUCCUACAACAACUUCCAUGGGCAGCUUUCGCAGAGAAUAGGCAACAUGAAGUCCCUUAUUUUCCUAUCAAUUGGCUCCAACAAUUUUACAAAUAUAACAAAUACACUUCAUGUCCUCAGAGAUUGUAAGAACCUUACCUUCCUAUAUCUGGAGACCAACUUCAAAGGUGAAGCCAUGCCACGAGAUGAAACGGUUGAUGGUUUUCAGAAUCUUCAGGUUUUCACAUUGCAUAUGUGCUCAUUGUCUGGAAAAUUUCCUCAUUGGAUAUCAAGGCUCAAAAAUUUGAAGGCAUUGUUAUUGCAUAGCAAUCAGCUCAAUGGACCAAUACCUGCCUGGAUCAAAAGGCUAGAGUCACUACUCUAUCUAGACAUAUCAAAUAACAGAUUAGCAGGGGAAAUACCAAGUGCCCUAAUGGAGUUGCCAAUGCUAACGACAGGAAAGGCUCCAACCAAAUUGGAUCCUACGGUAUUUGAGAUACCUGUUUCUUUAGGUCGAUCGUUUCAGGUCCAGGAAACAAGUGGGAUCCCAAAAGUGCUGAAUCUUGGUCAUAAUAACUUCACUGGUGUGAUUCCCCAAGAGAUUGGUCAGCUGAAAUCACUGAUCACGCUCAACAUUAGCUUCAACAUGUUAUCAAGGGAGAUACCACAGCAGCUCUGCAACCUGUCAAACCUGCAAGUGCUUGACUUGUCUAGCGACCAUUUCACAGGCGCAAUCCCGUCGGAUCUCAACACCCUGCACUUUUUGUCUGCAUUCAAUGUUUCUAACAAUGACUUAAAAGGGCCAAUCCCAACUGGAGGCCAGUUCAGCACAUUCCCAAAUUCAAGCUUCGAAGGAAACCCAGAGCUGUGUGGUAUCAUGGUCAAUCAGCUAUGUGGCUGGGCAGAAGCACCUCCUCGCUUCUCCACUCCCUCCAAAGAACAAUCAGACCGAAGGGUCGCCUUCGUGAUUGCUUUUGGGGCUUUCUUUGUUGUAGGGGUACUUUAUGAUCAAUUAGUCUUGGCAAAGUAUUUUGGCUAG